Molecule: messenger RNA, 2226 nt
Organism: Chaetomium fimeti
Lineage: Eukaryota; Fungi; Ascomycota; Sordariomycetes; Sordariales; Chaetomiaceae
Product: major facilitator superfamily domain-containing protein
Exons: 3
Coding region: 260-1939 (559 amino acids)
Biological process (GO): biotin import across plasma membrane
Cellular component (GO): plasma membrane
Molecular function (GO): solute:proton symporter activity; dethiobiotin transmembrane transporter activity; biotin transmembrane transporter activity
Source: RefSeq, a predicted model, not a curated record
CCGGGGUCCGCGGCGCCAGUGUCGUCCCCACGCGACUCCGACCUCGGCCCACAAUUCUUCCCACGAGCUAUAUAAACCGGCAAGCGCGAGCUGAAAAAAAGUAGAAUUAAAGUUGCCAGGAAGUCACCAUUCAUCUCAACCUUUCUCGCACGUCCAUCUUAGAAAUUCGCAUCAACACACAACUCGGCAAAGCGAUAAAGAGAAGGUCGUAGCCAGAACAGACUAUCAGCACGCACCUCCAUUGCUUUUCAGUCAAAGUAUGGCUCACGACCCGGGUCAGGCCCACGCCCGGGCCGGCGACAAGAUCGCUCAGGUUCUCACCUCGGACAGCGCUCCUCAACAGAAUGGUGAGGAUACUGGGAACCAGAGCGGCGGAGGCAACACUCGGGAGCCCAUCCAGGAGUACAGCGUCGAGCGGGUCGAGAAGGUCUACCGGAAACUCGACCUCCGCAUCAUUCCCGCCUUCUGGGCUCUCUACUUCCUCAGCUCCGCCAUCCGCUCCAACAUCGGCAUCGCCCAGACCAUGAACACGACUACCGGCCACGACCUGGCUUCGGUCCUCUCUCUCUCGCCGCGCGACACCUCCACCGCCCUGGCCCUGUUUUAUGUGUCGUACGUCCUGUUCGACCUGCCCUCCAACCUCGUCAUGAGCAGGCUCUCCCCCCGCGUCUGGAUGGCCCGCAUCGUGUUCGCCGUCGGCGUAACGGGCACGUGCUUCACCGCCGUCAACGACGCGUGGAGUUUGAAGCUGCUGCGGUUCUUGCUGGGUGUGGUUACUGCGGGUAUGUGGCCUGGCAUGGCAUAUUAUUUGACGCUGUUCUACCCGCCGUCGCGAACUGGGAAGCGGAUUGGCAUGUAUUUCACCGCGUCCCAGGUCUCGGCCGCCGUGGUCGGCUUGGUGUCGGCGGGGUUUCAGCAGAUGGACGGGCUGGGCGGCCUGGUCGGGUUCAGGUGGAUGUUUCUGAUCUACGGACUGUGCGGUGUGCUGCUGGGCAUUUCCCUGCUCUGGUGGCUACCUGACCGGCCGCUGGCGCCGGGCGAGCAGAGGGCGAAGAGCUGGUACUCAAGCUUUCUUCCGCAGAGUCCCGAGGCCCUGAAGGGGGAGGAUGCCGUUGUGCAUUAUCACGAUCUGAGGAGGGUCUAUCACGCCAGGGCCUGGAACAUGAGGGACCUGUGGCAUGUGCUUAUCGACUGGCGACUAUGGCCUCUAGUGCUGAUGUACUUUGGGGUCGUUGGCGUCGGCAUUGGCACACAGCUGUACGGGAGUGUCAUCAUCGCGGCGAUUAAUCCGACCUUUACCGGUGUUCAGGUCAGCUUGCUGUUCGCCCCGAUCUGGAUGAUGGAUUUCUGCGCCAUCCUCCUAGUCACCCCGAUUUCCGACAGAUUCCACCGACAUCGUGCCAUCUUCUUCUCUGCCGCCGUGUGCAUACAGAUAGCCGGCCUCCUCACCGUCACGUUUGCCCUCGACAACCCCUGGGCUAGAUAUGGUGGCCUUCUGAUGGUUGGCUUCGGGCUCGGGCCAACCGUCCCUAUCUGCAUGACCUGGACCAACGAGAUCUUCCAGCGCCGCCAUCGCGAGGUCGGCGUCGCCGCCGCGUCGGCCCUCGUCUCAGGUCUUGGCAACCUCGGCAGCAUCACCACGACGUACGCGUUGUACACUGGCUGGCCCGAGGACGCCGCCAAGGGCCCGCACCAGUACCGCAUGAGCAACUUCACCAUGAUUGGGAUUCUCUGCAUGAGCAUCGCCAGCAGCUUCGUCAUGACUGCUUUGCUCCAGAUCUUUGGGAACGAGCCCAGCAAGAAGAUCACCAACAGCAGCAGCAGCUCGGCCGCCGACUCGGACGAAUAUCUCGACGGUGCAGCUCGGAGAGAAACCCAGCAGCGUGGGUUCAGACGGAUGUGGUGGAACAAGCCGUCCGAGGCUUCCCCACAUGCUUAAGGAGCGCGAUAGAGAUUAGGAGAGGGCGGACGGGCCCGCGGUGCAAGCGACAACCACCACCGCCAAUUCCGCCCGAGAGGGCUCUCGAGGGCAGGGCGAACUGCCCCGCAACUUCACUUCUCGACGUUCAUUCAACCACGACUUUUACCCAUACCUGCUCGAUACAUCGAAAAAAGAACGAUAUACGAUCGGUAAUACCCAGGUCCGGGUUUCAAACAAGCGUCUUUUGUUCCAAGGAACGGCAUGUCAUACGAGCUCCCCCGAUUAUUCAACAAGCCCACUGGAGC